AUGAGUACCAGAAGUGCAAGCUCGAGCCGGUCAUCUUGGCCACCAACACCAGGGGAACCUACCAGAUACCAAUAUACGCCUGAAGCUACGUCCUCGGAGACCGAUGAAACACCACCGUUGCAUGCAGUAAACGUCGCACCAAGAUGGAACGAGUCGAAAACAACAAUAUGGAAGGUGACAGCCACAUUUUGGUGUGCAUUUGUGAUGGGGUCCAAUGAUGCUGCAUAUGGAGCAAUUAUUCCCUAUUUGGAGAUUUACUAUCAAAAAAGCUAUACGGCCGUUUCAUUGGUGUUCCUUUCGCCGUUUGUGGGAUAUACCGUAUCCGCUAUCUUGAGCAAUUUAGUUCAUCAGACUCUCGGCAGGCGAGGAAUCACAAUAAUCGCUCCGAUUUGCCAUGUGAUUGCGUUUGCAGUCAUAUCUACACACCCGCCCUUUCCAGUCCUAGUGAUCAUGUAUAUUCUGGUUGGAUUAGGGAGCGGAUUUCACAAUGCAGCAUGGAAUGUAUGGAUCGGAAACAUGGCGAACUCGCACGAAGUGCUCGGUUUCUUCCAUGGAUUCUAUGGCGUCGGAGCCACAAUAAGCCCUCUCGUUGCCACAACUCUAAUUAUCAAAGCAGGGUGGGAAUGGUACUCUUAUUACUACCUAAUGACCGGAGCGGCUGCUAUCGCACUAGUUUACUCCACCGGCGCCUUCUGGGAUGAAACUGGGAGCAAAUAUCAACAAGAGAACCCCAGUUUCCCAGGCAGAGGAGGGGCAUUCUCUCAAACACGCCUUGCCCUCACAUAUAAGGUCACCUGGAUAUGCGCUGUCUUCCUCUUUCUCUAUGGCGGAAUUGAGGUAGCAAUCGGUGGUUGGAUUGUUGUCUUUAUGACGAACGUCCGACAUGGCGACCCAUUUGAAUCCGGAAUGGCAGAGACAGGCUUCUGGCUCGGCAUCACAGUCGGUCGAUUCGUGCUAGGGUUUGUGUCACCACGAAUUGGAGAGAAGCUGUCCAUUGCUAUAUACCUCUUGCUUGCAAUUGCUCUUGAGCUCAUCUUCUGGCUCGUGCCUGAGUUUAUCGUGUCCGCCGUUGCGGUUGCAUUUGUUGGAUUCUUUAUGGGGACUAUCUUCCCGGGAGUUGUGAUUGUGGCGACACGAUUGCUACCGAAGAAUCUUCAUGUUGCUGCUAUUGGAUUUGCGGCUGCCUUUUCUAUGGGUGGCGGUGCUGUUUUCCCAUUCAUGAUUGGCGCUAUUGCUCAGGCGAAGGGAGUGACAGUGCUGCAGCCAAUCUUGCUCGCCAUGCUGGCUGUAUCGUUGGGAAUUUGGGCAACAAUAUUCCGACUUCCCCAGCAAGAGGCAUCACACCAUGUCUAA
Messenger RNA from Penicillium robsamsonii, 1353 nucleotides. RefSeq names its product MFS transporter. Gene Ontology annotation, cellular component: membrane. Bases 1 to 1353 code for a protein of 450 amino acids. Gene Ontology annotation, biological process: transmembrane transport. The record is from RefSeq and is a predicted model, not a curated record. The transcript is spliced from 3 exons. NCBI's taxonomy places the organism in Eukaryota, Fungi, Ascomycota, Eurotiomycetes, Eurotiales, Aspergillaceae. Gene Ontology annotation, molecular function: transmembrane transporter activity.